CUUUCCUCAAUAUUUUUUAUUUAUUGUUUUAUUCAGUGCAAAUUUCAAUUUAACUUGAUGCUCUUGCGCGCGAUUCCAGUAUUCCUAGCAUUAAUAGCAGUGCGGGCGGACAGCGGUGAGACGCCUGUGCCGCCGCGUCCACCGGUCGAGCGGCACCCGUCAAACGACGACUGGGGAACGACCUUUGUUGCCAUCAUGAUAAUGUCCAUCAUAGCCUUUGUGGCCCUUGGGGUACUUGUGCACAGGAGCCUCCAGCUUGUACCCACUGGUGUCAUGGCGUUGCGCACAUUAGUAGGAAACCAUCCGGGCAACGGCUACCAUGCGCUGGCGGACGAUGAGAGCGAAGACCAGGUCGGCAGCGGCAGCGGCAGAAGCAUUGCCGACGAAGAGAGUGGUUUGGGCGUCGAGCAAAGCGGCGGUGGACAUGAGGGGGUUGCUUUUGGAGACGAAGGCGUGGGAGAAGAUAUGGACGCUCGUGUGCUGCACAUCAUCCGCGAUGGUCCCGGACAGCAGUCCUGAUCUGUGUGCAACAAUAUGUGCUCUUGCCUUAAUGACCAUUUUCCCUCCCCUCUCUCUCCUUUGCUGUAAAUACAAAACUUCUGUGAUGAAAAAAGAAAAUGUUUA
Messenger RNA from Kickxella alabastrina, 624 nucleotides. RefSeq lists its product as uncharacterized. The coding region runs from base 58 to 519 and encodes 153 amino acids. The transcript has a single exon. NCBI's taxonomy places the organism in Eukaryota, Fungi, Kickxellomycota, Kickxellomycetes, Kickxellales, Kickxellaceae. The record is from RefSeq and is a predicted model, not a curated record.